Messenger RNA from Cucumis melo (muskmelon), 2095 nucleotides. Its product is annotated as sodium/hydrogen exchanger 1-like. The transcript is spliced from 15 exons. The record is from RefSeq and is a predicted model, not a curated record. The coding region runs from base 232 to 1530 and encodes 432 amino acids. Gene Ontology annotation, molecular function: sodium:proton antiporter activity. NCBI's taxonomy places the organism in Eukaryota, Viridiplantae, Streptophyta, Magnoliopsida, Cucurbitales, Cucurbitaceae. Gene Ontology annotation, cellular component: membrane. Gene Ontology annotation, biological process: sodium ion transport; proton transmembrane transport; regulation of pH.
AUGGCGGACUUGGCACACUCGAAUUCCAUAUUCUGAUCCUACGGCCUCCAUCUCAACACCGCCACCAAAGUUUCUUCCUCUUUUCCUUCGCCUCCAAGUCUCCAUUCUCUUCUUAACUUUCGACUUUCAACUCCCUCGAUAUUUCUUAUUCUGUCUCCUCUUCUCUCCAUUAUUUACGCGGUAGUACAAUUAAGUGUGCGGGGAGGACUUGCCUAAUAUUCAUAUUAUUUCAUGGAUUCGUAUCUCGGAAACACCGUGAUGAAGUUGGCUUUGAAAGAAGACCCUGAAGAGCAUCGUAUUGCAUUAUUUAUAUUGCUUCUCUGUGCUUGUAUUGUAAUUGGGCAUCUUCUUGAAAAAAAUCGUUGGAUAAAUGAAUCAGUCACUGCCAUUUUCAUUGGUCUUUUCACUGGAACUCUCAUCUUAGUAACCACCAAGGGCAGAAACUCACAUAUACUAGUGUUUAGUGAAGACCUUUUCUUCAUUUAUGUUCUUCCACCUAUAAUUUUUAAUGCCGGGUUUCAGGUGAAAAAGAAGCAGUUCUUUCGAAACUUUCUAAUGAUCAUGUUGUUUGGGGCUGUUGGUACUGUGAUCUCAUUUUUCAUCAUAUCACUUGGUUCGCUACAUUUAUUCAAGAAAUUUGAUAUUGGCUUCUUAGACAUGGGUGAUUAUUUUGCCCUUGGAGCAAUCUUAUCAGCCACGGAUAGUGUUUGUACCUUGCAGGUGCUUAAUCAGGAUGAGACUCCUUUACUGUAUAGUCUAGUCUUUGGUGAAGGUGUGGUCAAUGAUGCUACUUCUAUUGUACUUUUCAAAGCAUUCCAGAGAUUCAACCUCUCUGACGUCACCUCUUCCAACGCCAUCCAGCUUCUUGGAAACUUUUUCUAUCUAUUCUUUACAAGCACCUUGCUGGGAGUGAUUGUUGGGCUGUCCAGUGCAUACAUCAUAAAGAAACUGUACUUUGGCAGGCACUCAACUGAUCGGGAGGUUGCUUUGAUGAUUUUAAUGCCUUACCUUUCGUAUAUGCUUGCUGAAUUGUGCUAUCUAAGUGGUAUUCUUACUAUGUUCUUUUGUGGGAUUGUCAUGUCUCAUUACACUUGGCAUAAUGUGACUGAAAGUUCACGAGUUACAACCAAGCAUACUUUUGCCACAUUCUCAUUUGUUUCCGAGAUUUUCAUCUUCUUAUAUGUUGGUAUGGAUGCCUUGGAUAUUGAGAAGUGGAAAGUUGUUGGCCAAAGGCCUUGGACAUCGGCUGGAGUGAGUCUAAUACUGCUCGGUUUAGUCCUUGUUGCGAGAGCAGCUUUUGUAUUUCCACUCUCUUUUAUAUCGAACUUGACUAGAAAGUCUCAAACUGACAAAGUUGGGUUUAAGCAGCAGGUUACAAUUUGGUGGGCUGGGCUCAUGAGAGGCGCUGUAUCUGUGGCCCUUGCUUAUAAUCAGUUUACACGGUCAGGGCACACACAACUGCAAGGGAAUGCGAUCAUGAUUACUAGCACAAUCACAAUUGUUCUCGUCACUAAUGUGGUAUUUGCAUAGGAAAUGGGUCAGAGUGGAUGGUUAUAAAGAGGGUUAGGAGUUUCAGGGGAGGGAGCCGGAAGGCAUAAUCUCUGAUGGCCAUUCUUGAAAAGUUGGUCGUAAUUUCACUUUGGUAUUAUAAUAUAGUUAGAAGUAGAAUGUAUCAAUUUAACAAUUAUGUCACCUCUAAUAUCCUAAUAACAUUUCUAAUAUUACCCUUUAAUGACAUUUCUAAUAUUACCCUUCUUGCUUAUUAGAUAAUAUUAAACCACCGAUUCACCCAAAAACUUAAGUUGGUGGUUGAAGGCAAAUUUAAUUAUAUAUCAUUAACAUUCUCUCUCACUUGUAGGCUUGAAAUAUUUGAAAGAUCCAACAAGUGGAAAUUAAUUUUAAUUGGGGAGGAAACAACAAUGCAGGGGUUUGAACAAAGGACUUGCUCUAAUACUAUAUUUAACCAUAAAUUCACUCAAAAGCUUAAGCUGGUGGUUGAAGGCAAAUUUAAUUAUAUAUCGCUGACAGAUAACUUUAACGUUUUAAAGUGAUUGAUGAUUCUCAUCAUAUCUAGCUCUUACUUCUUGAUGUUAAA